AUGACUGAAGCUACUACUCCUGCUCAAGAAACUGCCGCCAAGAAAUUGGAACAAACUGAAACUACUGAGGAACCAGUACAAACCACUACUGAAUCUACAACUGAAGAAGCCACUGCUUCCAAGACUGCUGACAAUGCCAAGCCAGCUGAGGAGCCUGUUGCUGAGACCGAUGGAGCUGCUGAAGCUGAGCAACCAAAGGACACUGAGGCUCCAACUGAGGCUGCCCCAGCUGAAAAGUCCGGUAACAAGAAGUUCACGUUCUGGAAGAAGUUGCAAGCAAAGAUAAAGAAGAUCUUGAACUAG
Molecule: messenger RNA, 303 nt
Organism: Eremothecium sinecaudum
Lineage: Eukaryota; Fungi; Ascomycota; Saccharomycetes; Saccharomycetales; Saccharomycetaceae
Product: HDL412Wp
Exons: 1
Coding region: 1-303 (100 amino acids)
Source: RefSeq, a predicted model, not a curated record